CGCUUUAUCAACAGUUUUGGACGGUGGCGAAAUGGUCACCUGGGAUGAGGACAUCAACUUCGCGAGCGCUUUGCUUUUGCAUAGUUGCCUGACUGUAUUCAUCAAAGAGAUUCUCAACCUUCUCACCAUCGUCAUCAGGCUGGCGCCGUUCCGCCGCAAGGCUCGACAACGAACCCCAAACGCCCGGUCCGUCCUCCUAGACGGUUAUACCUCAAUCCUUUCCAACGAUAACGAUGGCGACCUCGCCGAGCUGUACUUCACCAACACGGGCCUCCUUCUCUUGAGCGCAUCUCUUGCCUCCGCCAUCGCCAUGAACCUAUUCCUGUCCGACAUGGUUCUCAACGUCUUCGUUGCCUGCACUUUUGGCUUCUCCUUUGUGGUCUCUGUCUUCUCGUGCCGUCGAAGCUGGUUGCGCCUCAUUCUUGCUCUGCGACGAGCGGGGCGAUUUGUCUGGUCUGAUACGCCGUUUGUCAACUUCUUCUCCCUCAUUUAUCUUGCGGUGGUGUUGAAGAGCUCGACGACUAUGAGGCUGAAGGAUUAUGUGACGCUGAGGAGCAUUGCCAUUAUCGAGCUGGUUUUCAUGAAGGCGUAUAUUGCAGCGGCUAGUAUGGAUCGCCAGAUUGAGUUAUUGCGUUCUCUACACAAGUCUCGGCUUGUGCUUCUCCAGGAACAGAAACCUGAGAUCGAGACUACUGAGCCUCCCCGACUCGAGAGAAGCUCCAUAGUUCCCUUCACGACUGCUCAAAGGAUGUCAGUGAUGCUCAUCAAGACAACUGUAGGCCAUGACUUUGGAGCAGUCAGGGGCUCAAAAGGUCCCGGCACUAUUCCUGUACCACCAGUCGGCUUCUUCGCGAAUGAUGACGUGGGUUCGGGAGACUGGCGUGUCUAUCGCCUACGAGCCGACGUCAUGCUGAUUGCCGAUAAUCUGCGGGCCACGGAUCCGAAGGAGUGGUGGAAACGAUUGAUCAAAAAAAUGCACGGGAUAUUCCUCAAGCAGUUGAAGAAGGUACGGGUUGUUUACCUCCUAGGAGUGGGUGAUAAGCAUGUUGUUGGCGGUUCAUGCGAGGGCGAAGUCUCGCUCUGGGUGUCGAACGUGAAUCUUGUGACUGGAGUUAGUAGUUCGGUCUUGGAAUCUUACAGAUUAGUUGAGGACGGAAGCACUGAUUCAGGCAUAGUCUUAUAGGGGACAGGUAAUGUGAAGAGGAAGCUUAUUUGGAGCACUCGUCUGUUUAUUUUGUUGAUCAAUGAAUU
Molecule: messenger RNA, 1251 nt
Organism: Colletotrichum godetiae
Lineage: Eukaryota; Fungi; Ascomycota; Sordariomycetes; Glomerellales; Glomerellaceae
Exons: 2
Coding region: 32-1183 (383 amino acids)
Source: RefSeq, a predicted model, not a curated record